Messenger RNA from Lutzomyia longipalpis, 2294 nucleotides. RefSeq lists its product as uncharacterized. The record is from RefSeq and is a predicted model, not a curated record. Bases 65 to 775 code for a protein of 236 amino acids. Lineage: Eukaryota; Metazoa; Arthropoda; Insecta; Diptera; Psychodidae. The transcript is spliced from 3 exons.
GUGCUGUGAUAGAACUCCCCGAAGUGUGAACCUUAGAGUCUUUGCGAGAAAUUUUCUCUUAGAAAUGGUGCUAAGUGGUGUGUCCUGGUGCAUCCUUAUUGGAUUAUCCCUCGUGCAAUUCUCCGUGGCGCAGGAAGAGCCCCACGCAAAGAACUGCAGUGAUACAGCAUGUCGCAGUGGAAGAGUGUUGAGGAAUAUAUUUCACUAUGUAACGAGUGAUGGUGAUGGGAAACCUCUUGUGUUAGUACCCGGUCUUGAGAUUAUCAACCUACCACCUCAAGAGACCGGCCGGUCGUCAGACUACGAUGAUCUCAAGCAUCAGGGUGUCUUUGCGAGGAUUGCCAAAUAUCUGCAGACUCAUGAGAUCAAGAUCAAGUUCCCCGAACUCGUUGGACAGACUGAAUUCAAUGAAGUGCUCGCCAGUACCAUGAAAAACAUCAAUGAAGGGGAUAAUGUCGUAGAAGGACGAAAAAAGGACAAAGGUGGUCUUGGGAUGGUGAUGAUGAUGGGCAUGAUGAUGGCUAAAAUGAUGGCAGCUUUGGGACUUGGAGGAGUUGGAGCUUUAGCCAUGAAAGCUCUCGGUGUAUCAAUGAUGGCUCUCAUGUUGGCCGCAAUCAUAGGUAUCAAGAAGCUAGCGGAAAGUGGUCAUGAUGAUGGUGGCCAUCAUGUUCAAUAUGUAACGGCUCAUGAUCACCAUCGGAAGCGACGUGAGGUGCGGAGAAACUUGGACAUGCCCUACCGAGGAUGGAAGCCACAGUACACCCUCGCAGAAUGAGGCUGAUUUUUCAUCAACUUCCUUUUCAUUCCAAAAAUUACUAUAUUUUUACAAAAUAUCUCGCGAUAAGUUCUCUAAUAUUUAUAACACAAUUCUUCCUAUUUAUUUGUAAUUUAUUGUUCUGUGCAUAAAAAGUGAUUUGAAACUGAAGAUUUGUGUGUGCUCUUAACAUGUUGUUUCACACACAGUUGAGCCCACUCUGUAUAGGGCUGACGGGAUGCAAGAAUGAAAGUCAAGUGAUCAUUUCUUGAUCGUUCAAUUAGACAAAAGUUAGUGCCUAACAAUAUCUAAUAUCAUAAUCUCUGAGCUGUUAUGUUCCAUGUGAGAUCAUCAUCGGCAGCUGCUGUCGGUGGAACAGUCAUCUGAAGCAUUUUCUUCGUUGUGGAAGAGCAAUCGACCCAAUAACCCACUUUGUUUUUAUUUUAUUUCAUAUCGUCAGUUUCACAAAUUCUCCUAAAACACGGAACCGACGAAAAUCAAAAUAUAUGUACAAUCUAUGUUAUGUAUGUACACAUAUAUAAUAUACUGUAAAUUCUUGCUGACACACUGUGCCGCUAAAAAAGGCGUGUUUGACUCUCAUGUAGCAUUUCCUGUGCACAGAGAGGAGCCUUUUGGUGUUGAGAUUCGACAAAAAAAGAUGAAAAUUGCAACACAAUAACCUCAUCAAAAUGAAUCGAUGGGGUUAAAGAUGAUCAAACAACACAUGGGUAUAUCAUACAGCAAAAGGUGAUCUCACCGCACAUAUACAAAAUUGACUGACAUUGUUGCAAAAUGAUCUUGAACGUGAUCUUCAACCUCACCCAUAGACACUAUGAUCUUUCACUCUCGCGGAAAGCUAUAUGGCAUAAAAAAGAACGUCAUGUAAAUAUGAUGAUCACGGUCAAAAAGUUAAAAAUAGUCUACGCGAUCAUAAAAUUUCAUCAGUGCAGUGAAAGUUACCAAAGGCUCAAUUCCUCUUCAAACGUGAUUGUAUAUUUAUGGAUUCGCCACACUAUAACUUAUCACGUAAUACGACAGACACACGAUUUUUUACAAUCAAUGUUUUUUUCUAUAAUAUUUUCGCCCAUCGAGAGAGAAAACUAGAAAUUCACACAUGACGCAUAUAAAAGAAGUAUUAUGAUUUACAUUUAUGGUUUGUCGUGAUUUUUGUUGACGAUUUGAAUUAUUUGUUGAUUUUUUUUGUUCGUAAGUCUGGGAUAGGAUUAAUCUAGCUUGAGGUUUAGAGAAUACUUUUCUUCCGAAGUGCUUUGAGAAGAAAGUUUUACAGAUGACAAGAAAUUAAAUUAAAUUAAAGUACAUACAAAAGAAUAAUGUUUUAGCCAAGAUUCUAUAAGAUUUUCUCUUAUAAUGCCAUCUUGGCAAAUGAUCCGAAAGUAGCUUAGAAGAAAGCUCCCUAAUGGAACAACAAUUCAUCAUUUCAAUUUACUUUCAAUGCAAACAACAAUAGCUUGGAAUUCUAUGGUGCGAAGUUUAAAUUUAAUUUCUGACACAAUAAAUUGACACUGUUAUACCACAAAAA